AUAUAUUGGUAAGUAAGUUUGGUAUUCGAGUAUCAAAUUAAAAUGGAGUUUUGUAUUAGCCUUAAAAUUUUAAGCAAGGCACAAUACUGAAUUCGCUCCUAUUCAUGCAUCGUAUCAUACUUAAAUUUUUAAAUAGUAAAGUGACGGUUCUGGGUUGAAGAACAAGUAUACUUGCUUAAGCUUAACUAUUAUUAUAAGUGAUAUUAUGAAAUCUUAUGUUUUAAUUAAUACAGUGGUUGAUGCAAAUGGAAAAGACUAAAGACAUUUUAUUAUUACAUGUAAAGGUGUGUUAGCAGAGCAAGGGAGUCCCGGUUCAGUUCAUGUAAAGCUGUGUGGGUCCCACUCCCUCUCUCUCUCUCUCUGCUUUCAAGACCUAUCAGUCAAGUGCUCCCUUCAAACUUAAGAUUGAAAUUUUCUUCUUUGUCGUUGGGAAGCCGUGAUUUCUUCUUAUCUUCUCUGUUUCUACCCCCAAAUUGUUAGUGGUGUGAGCUUUUCCUGUUUUAUCCAAUCAGUUAUUAUGAGUCUAUAGUUAGUGGUGGCAUUAUUUAUUUAUUUAUUUAAUCGUUUGAAUUUAUCUAAAUUGGGAAAGCCUAUUUAUAACUCGAAGAACUUUAUGUGAAAUUAAACUUAGUUUAGAUCUAGUAUAUUGCAACGUGUAUGGCAAUUGUGAUGUCAAUUUAUUUGAGCUAUUAACUUAGAAAAGGAAAACAGUAGUACUUAGUUGUUGCCAUGGAAAGAGGGUUGCUUCUUUUGUUGUUCUUGUUGUUGGUUAUGGUGCUUUCUGUUUGUGGCAACGAUGUGGAAUAUUCACAGUGCAAUUGUGACGAGGAAGGGCUUUGGAGCAUCCACAACGUGCUGGUUUGUCAGAAAGUGAGUGACUUUUUCAUUGCCAUUGCAUAUUUUUCCAUACCCCUUGAGCUUCUUUACUUUGUGAGCUGCUCUAAUGUCCCCUUUAAAUUGGUCUUCCUACAAUUCAUUGCCUUCAUAGUUCUCUGUGGAUUGACCCAUUUGCUCAAUGCCUAUACUUACUAUGGCCCACACUCCUUCCAGUUGUUUCUUUCCCUCACUGUUGCUAAGUUCCUCACUGCUCUUGUUUCUUGUGCCACUGCAAUUUCCUUUCCCACACUCAUUCCUCUUCUGCUGAAAAUCAAAGUGAGGGAGCUAUUUUUGAGGCAGAAUGUGUUGGAAUUGGGCCAGGAGGUUGGGAUGAUGAAGAAACAGAAGGAAGCUAGUUGGCAUGUUAGGAUGCUCACUUGUGAGAUUAGGAAAUCUCUGGAUAAGCAUACCAUCUUGUAUAUCACACUUGUUGAGCUUUCCAAGGCAUUGGAUUUGCACAAUUGUGCAGUAUGGAUGCCUGAUGAGGAUAGGAGAGAAAUGCAUUUGACUCAUGAGUUGAAACCAAACUCAACAAGGAUUUUUCACAAUUCUAUUCCUAUAAGUGAUCCUGAUGUGUUGGACAUAAAGAAGAGCCAAGGGGUGUGGAUUUUGAGGCCUGAUUCUGCACUAGGAGCUGCAAGUAGUGGUGGUGGUGGAUCUGGAGAUUCUGGUGCUGUGGCUGCCAUUCGCAUGCCAAUACUUCAUGUUUCGAAUUUCAAAGGAGGCACACCAGAGUUUGUUGAAACAUCUUAUGGUGUACUGGUUUUGGUUCUUCCAAAUUCAGACUCCAGGGCUUGGACCUCUCAUGAAAUGGAGAUAGUGAAAGUUGUUGCUGACCAGGUGGCUGUGGCAUUGUCUCAUGCGUCUGUUCUUGAAGAGUCUCAGCUUAUGAGCCAGAAACUUGCAGAGCAAAACCGGGCGUUGCAACAGGCUCAAAAGAAUGCAAUGAUGGCCAGGAAGGCAAGGAGCUCGUUUGAGAAAGUUAUGAGUCAUGGAAUGCGGAGACCUAUGCAUUCAAUCCUGGGCUUGCUUUCAAUGUUUCAAGAGGAUAAUAUAAGACCUGAACAGAAGAUUGUUAUUGAUUCAAUUUUGAAAGUUAGCAAUGCACUAUCACGAUUGAUUAAUGAUGUGAUGGAGAUUGCGGCAAAUGACAAUGGAAGCUUCCAGUUAGAGAUGAAACCUUUCCAUCUACAUUCAAUGAUGAGGGAAGCUUCUUGCACUGCCAAGUGUUUGUGUAUAUAUAAAGGCUUUGGUCUUGAAGUUGAUGUUGACAAGUCUUUGCCUGAUCUGGUCAUUGGUGAUGAGGCAAGGACUUUCCAAGUAAUUUUACAUAUGAUUGGCUAUUUAUUGAACAUAUAUGAUAAAGGGAAUCUCAUUUUUCAAGUUUAUCUUAAAAGUGAUAGUGGAGAUAGAGAUGACAGAAGUUUUGGAUUAUGGAGAUCGAGCAUGCAAAAUGAGUAUGUACAUAUUAAAUUUAAUUUUCAGAUAAAUGGUAUAAGUUCCCAGUCAGAUGAAUCAGUUUCAACAAGAAAUUAUACUGGUAGAAGGCACUACAACAAUGAACCUAAGGAAGGCCUGAGCUUCAGCAUGUGCAAAACGCUGGUGCAGAUGAUGCAAGGUAAUAUUUGGAUAUCAACUAACUCUCUGGGUUUGGCACAAGGAAUGACGCUUCUUCUCAAGUUUCAGAUAGGAUCAUCCCAUGGAAGAUUCACUCUUGCUCCUACAGAUUUUUCAAACUCUCAGUUUAGAGGGCUUAAGGUUGUGUUGGCUGAUGAUGAUGAUGUAAACAGGACUGUGACCAAGAAGCUGCUUGAGAAACUGGGGUGUCAAGUAACUGCUGUUUCAUCAGGAUUCGAAUGUCUUGGUGCUAUAAGUGGCUCUGGUAACUCAUUCAAAAUUAUUCUGUUGGAUCUUCACAUGCCUGAAAUGGAUGGUUUUGAAGUUGCAAGAAGGAUUCGGAAAUUCCAAAGCCAUAAUUGGCCCUUGAUCAUAGCUUUUACUGCAAGUGCAGAAGAACACAUCAAGGAGAGAUGUCUACAGGUGGGAAUGAAUGGAUUGAUUCGAAAACCUAUCCUCCUUCGUGAGAUAGCAGAUGAACUUGGAACAGUCUUGCAACGUGCAGGUGAAAAAUUGUGACAACAAUUUUAAAUAUCUCAAAUUUUUUAGGUUCCUCAAAAUUCAUUACUUUGACAUUUUGAAAGAGAACCUGAAAUUCUUAACAAACUAAAUAUACUAGAUACUAGGUUCUAGGUUCAUUUUGCUAACCAUUUUUUCUGUGUGAUCUUUUUACCGUACAAUGAAUUAUGGAUUUCUACAAGGUGUAUAGAACGGCUUCCCACCAUCAAAUAGAAAAGUAUGAAAUGCAAAAUUCUGAAAUUGCGUAUACUUUCUUGCAUUUAUUUAUUUAUGAAAAGAUGGAUGAAUGUGCCAAAACUUUGAUUUUUCAACGUA
Molecule: messenger RNA, 3327 nt
Organism: Glycine soja
Lineage: Eukaryota; Viridiplantae; Streptophyta; Magnoliopsida; Fabales; Fabaceae
Product: protein EIN4-like
Exons: 2
Coding region: 730-3012 (760 amino acids)
Biological process (GO): phosphorelay signal transduction system; response to ethylene
Cellular component (GO): endoplasmic reticulum membrane; endoplasmic reticulum
Molecular function (GO): phosphorelay sensor kinase activity; protein binding; ethylene binding
Source: RefSeq, a predicted model, not a curated record